AUGGAUUCGAAUUUGACUGGGCGAACAUCUUUGCCGCAGCCUGAAAUGGCUCACGCACCACAAUUGGACUCUGUACAACAGUUUAAUCCUCGUUUUAUGUUUCAGCAUAGCGAAGAGUUUGCUAAUCCCCAUCCAUUUCCCAAUCAACCUUCUCGUAAGUCUACUGAAGAUCAAGAGUAUGAGAUUCGAAAACUGGCUUCAGAGUUUGAAAACUGUUCUCUUGACUCGAUUGCUGAAAAGAUCCGAAUGGAUCCUUAUGGAGGAAAUGCCGAAAAGCUUCGCCAAAUUUUCGGAGUUUGUUGGCUCAAACAAUCCUGUGAAGACCAAGAAGAUGCUGCUGUUCAGAGAAACCAAAUAUAUGCCCAAUAUGUUGAUGCUUGCAACGUCUAUCAUGUGAAAACAUUGAGUUCCGCUUCUUUUGGUAAACUUGUUCGCAUGCUAUUCCCGACCAUUAAAACCCGGCGGCUUGGCACUCGAGGUCAUUCGAAGUACCAUUACUGUGGCUUAAAGCUACGUGGUCAUGAACCAUUUCGAAAGCACCGUCGCAUUUCCGAGUCGAGCGUUUCCCCUGACUCAUCUUUAUCAUUCACAAAAUCCCUCUCUUCUAACUUUGAUACCGAUGUCGGCCAAAUGGCUCCUGCGUAUCCUCCUCCUGUUGAUCCUGCUAGUACAACUCCUGUAACAUUUAAAGCCAGUGCUCCUCUUUCUGACCCGUAUACUUCUUCGUCGCCCCCAAUUUCUUUGUUAACUUCCUCCGUCAACACGCAACCGCACUCCGCCAGUUCUCCUAGACUAUUUCCCUCCCAGUCUUCCACCAUACCCACUCAACUUUCUCAUCAACCUGUCCCCUCGAACCCUGCAUUUUCAUCUUCUGUUCACCAUUUCACGCCUCCGUUCAAUCCUUCAAACCAAAGCCUUGGCCCGUCUAUGCAUUCAGAAGCCAAUCCCAAAUUUUGGUAUACUCAAAAUUCGGUGUACAAACUAAGGCUUAAGUUCCUACCACCUCAUAAACUUCCUUGGAUUCCUUCAUUAGAUAUAUCUUCCUUUUCACUACCUCCGAUUGAUUACUAUUUAAGUACCCCUUUUGAUAAUCAUGAGGCAAAGGCAGCUCUCAUGACGGUUUAUUCCUCUCAUUGCAUUACCCUCAUUGAGUCAAUACGUUAUAUGCAUUUAAAGCAGUUCCUUUCUGAAAUAUCUAGUUUUCCGGAUAGCCUUUCACCCUCUCUUCUUGCAUUGCUCGCUUCACCCUUCUUUUCCAGAUGGAUUGAGAAGUCGGAUAUGAUUAUGUAUCAGGAAAUAUUAAAGCUUUUGUUUCCCAUGACAUUACAAGUAGUACCGACUCCCGUCUUGGUGUUGUUGCGACAUUUGACUGAAAACCUUCUUAGUCAUAUGUCUAAUAUAUACAGCUCUCAUUCACCUUGCUUGGCACAAGUAAAGAUUGAGACUGCUGCUGCAUUCAGUAAUCUACUGUCCCGCCUUCUAAGGGUAAAUGAUACAGCACAUGCUGCAGCUAGAUUUUUGGCUAACCCUGCCGACCGGCAACUAAUUUGUAGCGAUUGGGAACGAUUUGUGAACACGAAGGUAAUCGUGUCUCGAGAAGUGAUGCAAAACGAUAAAGAGGCCGUAAACGUUCUUGACGAAUGGUUUUCUCUUCUUUCGACUUGCUCUAGUCCAUCAGAGCUUCAUGAUCCUUUAAAAGAACAGUCAAAUGUAAAUGAUAUGGCUAUGCAUAGGAUAGAGUUGCGUCAAAUUGAUGGGGUUUUGGACAGAAUGGCCGAUUUCUUUUUAGAACUGCCUUCGAGAUUUCCAUCUUGCUCUCCAAGAACGUUUUUACUUUAUUUGAGCGCAUUACAAACCAGUGUACUCCGGGAGAUUACAGUCGGCGGUGGUAAAGCAUUUGGUGCUUUAUGGGUGAUCCGUUGUUGGGUCGAUGAAUACAUGACUUGGGUCGCCGAAAUCGGCGGCUUUUUGGAUGAUGGCAAUGAUGAAGUUUCUAAUGUUCAUUAUCAUGGAAAUGAUGCCUUAUCGUCUGAGCAGUUAGCGCAAUCCUUGCAUUCUCGUCAGCACAUUCCCCAGCAAUUUCCUCAAAAGUUCCAAACCGAAGUGUCUCCCCUUCAUCCUCAGCAAGAACAACAUAAUAAGCCAACGGUGUGGGACGCCUACGAUAAUGUACAGAAGCAAAGGGAAGAAGAUUAUAUGUCUGUUGUUUUCGAUACGAAUGGUGCUUGUAGCUGA
Molecule: messenger RNA, 2235 nt
Organism: Schizosaccharomyces osmophilus
Lineage: Eukaryota; Fungi; Ascomycota; Schizosaccharomycetes; Schizosaccharomycetales; Schizosaccharomycetaceae
Gene: sak1
Product: DNA-binding transcription factor Sak1
Exons: 1
Coding region: 1-2235 (744 amino acids)
Biological process (GO): regulation of transcription by RNA polymerase II
Molecular function (GO): DNA-binding transcription factor activity, RNA polymerase II-specific; RNA polymerase II cis-regulatory region sequence-specific DNA binding
Source: RefSeq, a predicted model, not a curated record